Molecule: messenger RNA, 2037 nt
Organism: Tuber melanosporum (Perigord truffle)
Lineage: Eukaryota; Fungi; Ascomycota; Pezizomycetes; Pezizales; Tuberaceae
Exons: 11
Coding region: 1-2037 (678 amino acids)
Biological process (GO): RNA processing
Cellular component (GO): mitochondrion
Molecular function (GO): manganese ion binding; metalloaminopeptidase activity; nucleotidyltransferase activity
Source: RefSeq, a predicted model, not a curated record
AUGAUUCUCACCACCCCGCGCACUCUUAUCCUCAGGUCCAAGGAAGCCACCCUACGCGAACUCUUGGUCGAUGUCGCACAGGAAAUCGAUCGUGACAAGCCCGGCAGAGACCGCAUGGUUUUACGCUUUGUCGGCGGUUGGGUCCGCGACAGGCUCCUAGGGCUCCAAAGCGUGGACAUCGACGUGGGGAUAGACAAUAUGACUGGGUACGAGUUUGCAACUCGACUGGACAGAUCAAGAGCAACCCCGAAAGGUCCAAGCAUCUGGAGACUGCUAUUUGGGAGACUGAAGGUGAGACAUAACAAGACGCCUUUGGCCGCGACUGCACCAUCAAUGCCCUCUUUUACAACCUACACACUGAACUGGAUGCGGCUCUGCUUGUUGUCUGAAAAGAGAAAAAAGAAAGAAAAAGGCGCAAAAAUUUCUUGUUUACAUGUCAAUUUACCGAGCAUUCCCAGAGUCUCCCUCCACUGCAUUCUCAUAACUGCAAUGAUACUCCGUCGCCUCCGCACCCCCGCACUGCGGAGCCCUUCCACCUCGGUGCCACGAAGGUUUUACUCAGAAUUGUUACAGACGAAAUUUGGACAGCCGAGCUUCGAGACACACCCCUGGUCGCUCAAGGCCGGCGAGGUUACACCCGGAAUCUCAGCACUUGAGUACGCCACGCGUAGAGCAAAGCUUGCAUCCGAACUUCCUGACGGCGCCGUAGCGGUUGUGCCAGCCGCAUAUGUCAAGUAUCGUUCCAGACCGGUGUUUUACCCCUUUCACCAGAACCCGGAUUUUCUCUACCUGACGGGCUUUCUGGAACCGGAGGCUCUAUGUGUUAUCGAAAAGACGGGGCCGGUCGGGGGUGGUGAACAUACUUUUCAUCUGUUUGUUCGGGGGAAAGACAGCCAUGCUGAGUUAUGGGAUGGACCGAGGUCUGGGGUUCAGGCUGCUUUGGAUGUGUUUAAUGCAGAUGAGGCGGGAGAUAUCAAACAUGCUGAACACCAUUUACGGCCUAUACUUAAACGCGCGAGCACUAUAUAUGCGGAUACUAUCUCACUAACUGAAAAGCCUUCCGGAUUUGCAAGUUUGAUUACUCCGCCGCCAGCAGCUGCACCGGGAUCUUUGGUACAGAUACUUCGAGAUAGGGGGGUCCUGCCGUUAAAGUACUUUAUGCACAAGUUACGGGUUUCCAAAAGCGAUGCGGAGGUAGCAAACAUGCGGAAGGCGGGACAGAUAUCUGGAAGAGCGUUCAAUAAGGCUAUUGCUACGAAGGAACGGUUUACGAUGGAGCGUGAUCUCUGGGCGUUCCUGGAAUACAAGUUUCGGAUGGGUGGUUGUGAGAAGGAGGCGUAUGUACCCGUUAUCGCGGGUGGGCAGAAUUCGUUGCACAUUCAUUAUACUAGAAACGACGACAAAUUAGGGUUUGUUCUACUGUGUCAACUUGUUUCACCCGUUCUAAAAGAUUAUAGGGAAUCCGACCUUGUUCUUGUGGAUGCCGGUGGACAAUACGGUGGCUACGUAACGGAUAUAACUCGCACUUGGCCCGUCUCCGGAACCUUCACCCCGGCGCAAAGGGAUCUCUACCAAGCCGUCCUGAAUGUGCAAAAGCGAUGUGUAUCCCUCUGUUGUGAGAGCACCUGCAUAUCGCUCGACGAAAUCCACGAGGUAUCAGAGAUGGAGCUGAUAUCCGAGCUAAAAAGUCUCGGUUUCGACCUGACCUCCUCUCAAUUAUGCAAUGUGUUGUUUCCGCAUCAUGUGGGACACUACGUCGGGUUGGAUAUUCACGAUUGCGGAAGUUACUCCAAGAGCAGGAAAUUGCAGGCUGGGCAGUGUGUUACUGUUGAACCAGGUGUGUACGUCCCGAACGACUUGCAAUGGCCAAAACACUUCCGGGGCAUGGGAAUACGAAUUGAAGAUACUGUUUGCGUGGGCGAUGAAGGGCCGGUGGUGCUAAGCGUUGAAGCCGUAAAAGAGGUUAAUAAUCACCUCCGUCUUCCCCUCCUGCUUUCGCGCACCCAACCUUUAUGCAGUCGCAAAUCACUUGCCUAA